AGAGUUCCUUUCACCCCACCAUGCAAAAUGCACUUCCUUACAAGCUGUAUGCUUUUAUUUUGAAGGCAGCAUCAUUGGUUUGCCGGUAUUGUCGCCGUGCAUUGACGCCGCUGCCAGCUGAGAUAGAGAGAGCCAGGCGGGCGCAGUAGAGACAUCAGACACAGAAAGAUACGUAUCGGAAGAUUAAAAAAAAGUAUUUUUUUUAUUUCCUCGGUCCCUUGUCGACCCUCACAGCCUUCAGCAGGCUCAUGGAGAGCGGAGCACUGCUUGUCCGUACGGGGGGCAGGUUGAUCGAAUGCCUUUCACCACAGCAGCGCCGUUAGAUGUUUUCCAUUCAGGAUUAAUUGCUUGCCUAAUGGCUUCCAAACAUGCACCUCUCUUCAGCAGCGGCUGCAGUGGCCCAGGGGUCAGAGGGGUAAAUGAUAAACAAGACCCCUGCUCGUCCUCUCCGACUGCAUGGAUCCUGGAUGCAGGGAUGGUGGCCGCCUGCUCGCCUAGGAACGGAACGUGGACGCGGUCGCUGAAUGGCAUGCUGGCCCGGUGUUUGGUGACCAUCUGCGCGGUGCUGAUGCUGAUGAUACAGAGCUCAUUGGCCAUCGACGCUGAGGGAGGUCACCAUGAGCCAAUGAAGUGGGCUGUGUUACCUCUUGACCAUGCAACGCCCUCCAACCUCUCAGCCACCUUCAGAACUGGAGACAGAGUCGGGGCUAACAACAAAGAUGAGACUGAUGCUGGUCCAGGAGCUUGGCCUGAGGGCAAAGUGUUUGCUGAGGCCAGAAAAGUGGUUUGGACUGAAACAGAAGCAGGAGUGCAUGCUGGAGCAGGUCGCAAAGUCUUUGCCAAGACUGGAAUUAUGACAGGAACUGGUACCUGGGCGAAAGUUGGGGCUGAAUGGAGGCCGGUGGACAGGGAAAGGGGUGACCUGCCAAACAUGCCCAGGGACCCCGCUGCCUGGCUGGUGCAGCAGAGGCUACAGACACAUGAAGAGGGCCAAAGACAGCAGGCAGCCAUCUCAUCAGUUCUCACCAUGCUGGCAGAGACAACAGAGCUGAAAGCACCAGAGGUGGGGAAACCUUCAGGACUGCUCUCUAAAGCUGCUUGGACCAAAAGCUCCUCCUCAUUGUCAUCCAAAGCCUCUUCCUCCUCCUCCUCCUCCUCCUCCUCCUCCUCUACAACAAAAGCAUCCUCUUUGCCUUCCUCCACCUCUGGAGCCAGUAACAGAGACAGUCGGACAGCGGGAUCAGACAGUGUGUCUCUGGUUGCUGUCAACAACAACUCCUCUGAAAGCAACGGCAGUUCCAGUUUGGAGGAGUUAGUAAGCAGUCUCCCAGCCUGGGAUCUCCCCACUGUCCCCGAAUCGCUCCUAUCCACAGUGGGCGACCAUGACAUCACACUUCCUGCCAACGUCACCAGCCCUUUCUCCACCCACCAAUGGAACACCACCGUGCCCAUGCACACUAGAAACACCUCACGAUACCUGACUACAUCAACCACCACCAUGAACGCAUCUCUGUUGCUCACUGCCACACCGUCCGUACAGUUAUCCACCACAGCAAGCGCACAAACACCACCAGAAUCUGUGACGGCUUCAAACACCACAAGCCAGGACACUGUGACCAAAAAUGACAUUGAGCUGACGGCAGUAGUGGAGACUACGCCCUCAGUGACCACUAUUACUGUGACUGCUGAUGAGCCAACGACGCAAGAAGGAACCACUGGGAGCACUACAAUGUUUCCACCCAGUACCACUGCUGCUAAAAUCACACAGCAAAUGACAAAUCUCAGACUGACCACCGCAGCUACAACUCAGCCUAAAACCACCACUACAACCACACCUGCCCCUACUACCACCACUACUACUGUCCCCCCAGUCACCACCACUACUGCUCUCACUACUACUACUACUACACCUCCAGCUACUACUGCUGCCACCACCACUACAACAACAACAACAACAACAACAACUACAACCACAACAGCAGUGGUACCUGUGACCACUGUGUCCAUCGCGGUCCAAACGUCACCACCUCCUACCAUGACAACAGAACCUCUGGCCAGUACCAUUGCAGAGGAAAGUCCCUUACCAUGCAACGUGACUGAGAAAUACUGGGUCAGAACAGUUUUGUCCAUUGAGCUGUGCAGGAACCAUCUAGACCUGAUCCUGAAACAGAAUCUGUCUAAAGGACUGAGCCAUGCCCUGCAGAGAGCCUUGAAUGAUUCCACUGCCUAUGCACAGGUGGAACGUGACGACUGCAGUCCCCACAAUAUGACGCUGGGUUACUAUGUGGUCUCCGGCAAAACUGUCUAUAUUUCCUCUGUGGUGGUUGAGGCUCUGAAUAUUUAUGGGUUUGACAAGCUGCUGUCAGACAUCAGGCGACACACCCUAUUGGUUAAGGCAGUUCUGGCUCCUGUGACAACCUGGGUUCCCGCUCCAAACAUUCACCUGCAGCUGAAAACAGUGUUGAGGUUCGUCGGCCCGACGGACAACAUCUACUCUUGCAGUUUUGUCCAGAUGCUGGAGCAGAGGCUGGAAAAUGCCUUUGAUGAGGCUCAGGACAAAGUGCUGGAGACCUACAACAGGCUCAUUGUGGAGAUCCAGAGUGUGUCUCAGGAGCCAGGCUCUCCGUCAGUUACUCUUGUGUAUGUGGUGAAGAAUCAGGAUGCCAUUCUUAACGGUACAAUCUCCAGCGGCCUCCUCAACCAGCUGACUGCUGAGCUGGUGGGCUACUUCCUGUUCUACCCACCCCUGGUCAUCGCUGAGCCGCUUGAAUACCAUAAUCUUAACACAUCAACCGCAACCAAGCACUAUUGGGUGAUAACAGUGAUCCAGGAUGUGGACAGCUCCUCCCUGGAGGCCAACUACCAGAGCUUUGCCAGCCUGAUGGAGCAGCGGCUGGCUGAGCUCUUCCUAGUGGCCGGAAGGCAGGGCAUUCGGACGGCACGGUCACGGCGGGCCACGACCGUGGGGGGCUACACCAUACAGAUGGUGAGUAUGCGUCGACUGCCUGGUCCCAAGAACCCAGCAGAGAUGACCUACUAUGCCCAGCUGAAUGGAGCACCCAUCCCUGGAACCACUGCUGCAAAGACCCUCAGCAGUCUGGACUCCCAAACCAUGGCUCUGACACUGGGAUACUUCGUACAAGUGCAGGCUGAACCUGUCAUUAAGACGCCGCCCAGCAACCUGUGGAUCAUGGCCAUUCUAACACCUCUCUUUCUGUUGAUGGUGGUGAUCGGUAUGGUCGCCUUCAUUCUGUGUAAGAGGAACAGGGCCAUCUUCAAAACCGGGGCCUUCAGGACCUUUAAAACACGCUCCAAGACCUCUUAUCGAAGGGAGGGCAGUUACCACCACCAGCCUGUCCAGGGCUUUGACUACGCCAAGAAACACAUGGGUCGAACAGGUGAUGAGGCCACCUCUGUUACUAAGGAGACGCUGGUGUUGGGCCUGCCUGUGCGAGAUGCUCCACUGCCACUGUCGUUGGAUAAGAAGGUCCACCAGGAUGGGACUGCCAAUAAGAGGCCUCCAUCUGCUGACAUACACAAAGGAGGGCGGUUGCCAAGCGAAGAGGAUGGCUCAGUGUCGAGUAACAGCUCUGGGAAGCUGAACACCAGUAAGAGCUCGUCAGCCCGAAGGACAGCGACUGGCAGCAGCAGCAAGAACGGGAAAGAGGAGCAACACAAGAGGAGCACCAAUGACCCAUAUGAAGACCAUUCAGGCUCUCUACGUCUCAUCACUAUUAAACCCAUGACAGCCCAGCCAACCUACUCCUACCCCUCCUCCUCCUCCCACAGCCAAGACUCUGUGGUUCUCAAUGGGGAGGCAAACCAUGGUGGGUUGAAGCAGAAGUCAGACAUCGAGCACUACAGAAACAAAUUGCGUCAGAAAGCCCGGAGGAAGGGCUACGGAGAGUUCUCACUGUCUGAGAGCGGCAGCCACGUUUACAGCCAUCGUGACACCAGACACAGUCGGCACAACAACGGGGGCAAGGAACCAAUGACCGCUGAGGAGAAGAGGGCCUCCUUUGCAGGAUGUCAUAAGAGAUACUCCCACCCUCGGGAGCCCACCUACUGGAGCAGACAGUCUCUGAGCAGCCCGAGCCCAGUGGAGACAGAGAUGGACCUACUGGUGAUGAGAGAACGAUCCAGGAGAGGCAUCCGCAACAAUGGCUACGAUCCAAAGAUGGAGAAAGGAAGAAAAAUGGGGACAGAUAGAUUGAGUAUCAGUGACUCCCAUCUACCGGUACUUGUAUCCCAGGGAGAACCAGAACCGUUUGAGGAGACCAAUGUGGAUCGUUUGAUAAGCUCUCUGGGUUAUGGGGGUGGAUCUACUGGCACCGGGAACAGCAGCUUGGGGGUGAAAGCUCACCGUGGCUCCGACUCCUCCACACUUAGCUCUCAGCCCUCCAUCGACGAAGUCCGCACACAGAUGCAUAUGUUGCUAGGCAACGCCUUCAGCCUGGCACCUCCAGACCAUGACCCACCUUCACCUCCUACCAAGCACCACCAUCAUCACCACCAUGGCAACAGCGCAUACAACCACACCAGCCACUACAGUGACGGUGUGACCAGUGCCCCAGGGACAAUGAACCACCCCUGUGGAGGCAGGCAGAGGAGCACAGGCUAUGAGGACAUGCACCAGUGUAGCCUGCCCAAACCGGGUUUCCGGUUCACCCAGCUUCCUGAUAUGGGCAUCGGUUCUCCCCCGCCACUGAUCCCCUCAAGACCUGGACCACCACCCGGAACCUCGCUACGACUUUCCACUCCAGAUGUUAAUCUGAAGCCUCGUGUCUCUGAGACCUCAGACCUGCAGGCCCAGCAGCACAAUGGCGCCCCCUACCUGCCACUUUCCAGGACCCCCUUCCCUGCUGUCACUGUCGAUCAGUCCAUCACCACCUACUCAGGAAACCCAAUAACAGCAGUCUACGCUAUAUCAGCUAACCGCCCGGGUUACUCGGACUACUUUGUCAUGUCACCCCCAUCCUCGUACCGUAGCCCAUCAUGGAUGUCCUACCCACCUGAGCCAGAAGACCUGCCGAGGCAAUGGAAUGACACACCGAACCCACGUCACCUUGAAACCAUCUGCUGAAGUCAUCUGCCUACUACAGAGUGGAAACUGCCGAUUGACAGGGUCACUGGCAAGAAAUUAACUCCACAGACAGAACAUGACAAAUGGCAACUGAGACCUUCAUCUUCUUCUUCACACUGUUCAGAAAGUUACCGUGGAUUCGGUUCUGCAGCUGUACUACUGUAUAAUCAAAUUGAACAGACCUCUGGAAACAGCACAUCAACCAAAUGUCCUCUUGUUGUAGUUAUAAUAUGAAUUUCAUUGUGUAAAACGGAACUUCAGAAUUUAAACUACAAGUUUUGAAAAAAACACAUUUUACCACCACAAUUAGCAAAGUCAGUUAGUCAAUAAGCAAAUGUAGUAGCUUAGCUCAUUGCUAAUAGGACAGCAUAUUCACACAGUUUAUGCAAAAUUUAUAUUUGUGCCACUGACUCCUAUCUUAAAAAAAUAACUGUAAUUCAGACCAGUGCUCUGUUGUGGAACAGUGUUCACCCCAACAGAGGAGGUUAAAUAAUGUAGAUGGCACAACACAGAUAAUUACUAUGAUAGAUGUAUGUUUGGACUCUCCAGCUCUCAGUCCUCUUAAAGGUCAUUGCAGUCAAACUGCUCGCUAUUGGGCAACAGCUCAAAAUUUAACUCAAAGUUCACCACAAGCCUUUAAAGUGAAUGGUCUGUCUUAUGUGGUCACCCGGUUUUCCGGCAGGUGUGUCUUUGAAUGGGCAGAGGACCUCCUUCUUGCUUAAAACCCUCUAGAGCUCUUCCACCCCCCGUUCACUUGUGCCCGGCCUUACGCCUGUCUGAUCCAUUCAUCACCAGUGGACCGUCUCUUUCGCCGCUGUAUCUCCAGCUGCCUUGUUCCACUAGUCUGGCCUCCAUCUGUCCUCCCUGAACCCACUUCAUCUGCAGUUCAAAGCCAUCCUCAUCCUCCAGAGCUCCUCUGCCUCAUAAGUCUCUUCACCUUGUCAAAGCUUCUCUGCAGUCUCCUUACCAAUGCAAAUGCUCAGCCAUAAUUCUCUCUCUGUAUAUUCUGCUCCCUGAGCCCUCACUGGCCCUUACUGGCCCCGCUGGGUCCCUAGUUGCUAUCUCUGUGUAGACUGCCUCUUCUGUGGUGACCAGCACUAAACGACUAGAGGCCGCUCACACUGCUGAGCUGAGCUGAGCUGUGCAAAGCUGUACUGUGCUACCCUGCCUAACAACACAUUCAGCGUGGAUGAACAGGGCCAGUAUAGUGUGACAGGUUCUCUGUCCCAGCAGUCAUACAGCACACAAUGGCACGCAGCGCUGUGAUAUCAGCACAUUAGUGCCCCAGCCUUGGCCAUUAGUCUGCUCCUCCUCUGAACUGGACUGGACCAUCCUGGACUUUCCCCUAAGGUCCAUCAUAAAGCCAGGAAGGCUGGACUGACUUAAAACUGUGCUUUUUUUCCUGAUGAAUCCAAAUUCCUAUGUAAACCUUCUACAACUGGUUAAUGUGUAUUUUAAACUUAAGUGAGAAAAAAAAGGAAAAAGACAAAAAAAAAUCCCUUGUCUUGAGCUGUCUCAAUUUCAGUUUUUGGAUAUUUGUGUGCUUUUGUCUUUUACUUUUGUGCAUUGAUUAAUAUCAAUGGAUUACUGUACAAAAAAAAUAUGUAGUGAGUGUUUCUCUUUCACUCACCUUAUUUUAAGGCAAAAAAUCGUUCUUUGAAGCAGAGAAAAAGGCGGCUUAGAUGUCUAUGGUUAUGAUGGCAUUUCUGUAUUUUUAAAAAGAAUUACUUCAUUUACCUUUUUCCUUCAUCAGAUUCAGCAAUGAAAAGAAUUAGUCACAAUGUUUUGUCUGCUGACCAUUAGGCAGGCCUGGAUCAAAAGUAUACAUUGAAACCAUACGUUGUAUGAUUUGUAGCGUUGCCAUCAUUGCAGAGCUUGUUUGACUUUUCAGAAAAAGUAAAUAUGAGCAACGUAGAUAGAAAAAAAAAAUUCAAUGAGUUGGAUUAGAUGUGAUUUCAAUUCUGGUUUGACUCAGGUCUGUUGCCAUUAUGUGAACACACCAGUAUUCUUAGAAAACCAGUUUAUUUGUUUGAAAGGUGUCUACUGUAUUCUACUGUUUAAGGAACUUGACCUUUGAUUAUUUUGGUCUUGAUGAAGAGGAAUCUGUAAUUGGUCACUGGACUAUGUUGUAGUACUGUUCAAGAGACUCGCAGACUCAGAUGAGCCAUUUAUGUAAUGAUUAAACAUAUUAUUGUAUAUAGCAGAUGAUUUAAUGAAGAGAUUUAUGCAAGUAAUGUGGGAAGCAAACUUUGCUUGACAUUAUUCCAAUGCCCUUUUCCUUUGUUUAGUACUGCAUUUAUGAAGGACUGUUUUUGAAACUCUGUGACUUUCUGAAGGAUACACCCAUUUCAUUAUCAUCUGGACUAUUUAGUUUUAUCAUAUUCCUAACACUGAACAUGAACUAUUCAAAAUAACGCAUUGUGUUAUAAAAGCAACAGAGUGUUUAGUGACAUGCAGCAAGAAGGCAUUUGUUGAGUGCAUGUUGAUUAAUAACAUCUAUGUCUACCCCUGCAUUUACAGUAUUCUCUAUAUUUGAACAAAGCUAAUAUAGCCAUAAAAGAAAGAAUGUCAAAGUCAAAAUUAUAUUUACCCUCACUUUUUAUGAGGAGAACUGGAAAUCUGUGAGCGCAUCUGUAUAUUAGGCUCCUCAUCAUUUAGAUGAUGUUGAAGGACAUUACAGCCAUAUAUUAUUUUCCCCAAGAGGGCAUAAAGUAUCUAAAAAAUACAGUGUUAUGUCAAAAGUGGCAAGUGAUACCAAAUAAAACCAUAUACCGUAAGAAAUCAUCAGGCAGGGAGUACAGAGAUAGUUUAUAGAGAGAUGUAAAGAUAAUAAGUGUAGUUUUACAUGAAAUGAGAACUUUUAUAAAAAGCCCGAACUACUGCAGAAUCAAUGCAAAAAUAUUCUUGCAUAGCAUGAAACAUUCAGAUUCUAUAAAUGUACAAAACAUUUUAUAAAUCCUUACGGCAAGAUAUAAAACUGUAAAAGCAUAACCAGAAUAAAAACAUCUCUUUUCAGCUACAUUAUGAUACACCUCUUUUGGACACCUAGACAGGGCUAUAACUACAUUAAAGGACACCAAGGACACAUGCACGGCAUUGUUUAAGAGAAUUUGUGGGCUUUAAUGACCUGAGGUAUGCGCAUUACACAAUACAAAUUACAGAUAGUGAAGAUGUAAUCCACAUGUUUUUUAGAGUUCAAUUCUUAAGAUAAAUUGUUAAAAUGCAAAUAAAUAAAUAAACAAAUAUGGGGCAGCACGGUGGCGCAGUGGUUAGCACCAUUGCUUCACAGCGAGAAGUUUCUGGGUUUGGGCCCCACCUGGGACCUUUCUGUGUGGAGUUUGCAUGUUCUCCCCGUGCUUGCAUGGGUUCUCUUUGGG
Monopterus albus (swamp eel) is the source of this 8460-nucleotide messenger RNA. Its product is annotated as KIAA1549-like a. The transcript has 26 exons. The record is from RefSeq and is a predicted model, not a curated record. The coding region runs from base 296 to 5083 and encodes 1595 amino acids. Lineage: Eukaryota; Metazoa; Chordata; Actinopteri; Synbranchiformes; Synbranchidae.